Soboliphyme baturini is the source of this 222-nucleotide messenger RNA. The record is from the annotation of a GenBank genome assembly. Lineage: Eukaryota; Metazoa; Nematoda; Enoplea; Dioctophymatida; Soboliphymatidae.
AUGUUCAACCAGGAAUUAACCGAAAAUCGGUCUCCCCUGCUGAAUAUAUCAUCUGAAAUCGAGUUCUUCGCCGGUUGUUCUUCGGACUGCGCGCCCAUCCUCUUCCAUCGACACCGAAGCUACGACAAUCUACAUGUUCGGACUUUGCUCAACGAGUCUCAUGGUAAAUGCAAGUUCGCUCGCAUAGCUGCAGUGUUCGUUUAUGCGGCGGUUCUGUUUUAG